AUGGAGAAUUCAUGCCGCCAGCCACGAACAACUCAAGAGAAGAAAAAGAGGAAGAAACUACAGAUGUUUGUUCGGCUAAUGCCGAAAAAUCAACGAAAAUCCUCAAUUGUGCAGAAACUCAUUUCACCCUUCAAAGACGGCUCCACUUGUAAAGAGGAGGAGCAAAGACUCUGCUAUGCCGGUAAUUUUCCUUUCACAUCGAUUCUCGAAAAGCUGAGCUUGACAUUCCUCGGGCUGCUUUGAUUGUCAGCUGGGAAAGGCGAUUGUGGAAUCAAGGCUGCAGCUACCAUCUACGUCAACUGUGAGCUUCUCGGAGGAGCCAAGAAAAGAAAGAAAAAGGUCUACAUCAUUCCAAAGAAGAACAAUAUAAGCCAAAGGAAGUCAAGCUCGCCGUCCCCCAAGUACUUCAAAAUCGACGAGAACGGCAAGAUCAGCCGUCUACCAACAGGGAUACCAACAGUCAGCAUUCAGAGGGAAGCCUUCAUGACCCAGCCCACCACACUACGGAAGAUGUCCCAACAUCCUUGUCGUUGA
Messenger RNA from Caenorhabditis elegans, 534 nucleotides. NCBI's taxonomy places the organism in Eukaryota, Metazoa, Nematoda, Chromadorea, Rhabditida, Rhabditidae. The record is from the annotation of a RefSeq genome assembly.